AUGGACAGCUGUGAGUCUCCCGUGGUUUCUGGGACAGACGAUGGGCUCGGCUCCUCCACCACCUCCCAGCAACAGCAGCAGCAGCAGCAGCACCCUCCGCAGACCUGGAACGAUCACUCUAACUCGCAGGUCCCUCCCAGCAGCCAGCCCUCUUCCCUGGAGCCCCUGUCUCUCUCGGCACCCUACCCCUCUGUGAGAGAGCCACAGCAGCAGCAGCAGCAUCCCACCCGGACCCCACCCCUGGCCCACAGCGACAGCUCCGCCUCAGGCCAGCUGCACCCCAGAAGAGAGGAGCUCAACGAGGAGCAGGAGGGAGUGAGCUGCGGAGAGGAAGAAGAAGAAUUGGAGGACUUGGAUGAGAUGGAGAUCGACAGCUGUUUCCCAAGUCUGCAGCCCUUCCCUGGAGUACCCAUAGCUCCUGGAGGAGGGGGCAUGCCCACGCUCCUCCGCCAGCAGCCCAACCAACGAAGGGGUGUGGCGGAGAGCGGGAGUGAGGAAGGAGAGGAGGAGGAAGAAGAGGAGAGCAGUGAUGUGGAGAACCUGGCUGGAGAGAUAGUCUACCAGCCGGAUGGCUCGGCCUACAUUGUUGAGAGCCUCAGCCAGCUGAUCCAAAGCGGAGGGGGUGCGGUGCCCGGCUUGCUCCCCACAAACUCUCUCCCCGUGGCGGGGAAGCCGGGGGAACCUGCUGGGACCUCAUCCUCGGUGUACCCUCAGAUCAUCAACACGUUCCACAUAGCCUCGUCGUUCGGGAAGUGGUUCGGUUCCUCAGACCAAGGUUUCCCCAAUACCUCAACCCUGGCAGGCCUCAGUCCUGUCCUGCACAGUUUUCCGCGUCUUCGAUGUGCGGCACAAAAGCAACAAGGAUUACCUGAACAGCGACGGGUCUGCCAAGAAGUCCUGCGUAUCCAAAGAUGUUCCCAACAACGUGGAUUUCUCCAAAUUUGAUGGGCUGGCCCUCUAUGGCAAGGGAAAGCCCAUCCUCAUGUGUUUUCUCUGCAAGCUGUCCUUCGGCUACCCGCGCUCUUUCGCCACUCAUGCCGUCCACGACCACCGCAUGACGCUGUGUGAGGACGAGAGGCGGCUGCUGGGGGACAAUAAGGCGUCUGCCAUCAUCCAAGGCAUCGGGAAGGACAAAGAGCCCCUCAUCAGCUUCCUGGAACCAAAAAACAAGAGCUGUCCUGUGCCGGCGCCCCCCACCAUGGUCCCCAUGAACUCUGGCCAGAGCUUCUACGGCACGUUUAGUGGGGUCCACCUGGAGGCAGGGAGCAGCAGUGGGGGCAGCGAGGCCCUCCUGAACAAAGACUCUGACUCCUCCGGCCUCCAGCAGCAGCAAGGCUCCCUCCUCUCUCUGGGGGGGCUGGGCAACCCCAAAGCACCUGCUCUUACCUCAACCCCAGGCCCUGCCAAAGACUCCAACGCCCUGCCCAAGCAGGGAGGGAGAACAGAGGGGCCUGCUGGGAAAGAGGGGAUCCGCAGGGGAGAGCACAGGGACAAGGAGGGGCGAGAAGGCAAGGUAUGCUUGGCUAGCCAGGAGGGGGGCUCGGAGGAAGAGGAGGAACUGUUAUUAGAGGAAGAGGAAGACGAGGUGGAGGAAGAAGGAACUGCGCUGGCCUGUGUUGGUAACAGUAGCAGUGGCGUCGGAGAAGUGGGAGAACCGGCUGUCUCAAACCAAAGCAUUUCCAAAUCUCCUUUAUUAAUGCCUAGUAGCGCUCUCCAGCCUUCUGCCUGCCCCUCUGCAGCCAGCCCCACGCUCAACAGCAAAGCCCCAGCUUCCACUUCCUCUUCCUCUGUCAGGGAAGAGGGCUCAGCGGCAGACGGUGGGGGGAGGACCUCGGAGCUCCCUCUGAGCUUUAACUGCCAGGGGCCCACUGUCCCAAUGGCGAUGGCGGCUGCCGCCAGCAGAGGGAGCGAGGACGACGCCGCGGGCACCUCCUCACCUCUGGCCUCCAACCCCGCCGCCGACGAAAGUGCCAAUCGAGAUAGUGCCACAGCUCCUGAACCAAAUGAUUGCCCGGCAGAGGGAGAGGAGGACAGCGGAGCUCUUCUGCACCAUCACCACCUGCACCAUCACCACCACCACCUCCACCCCUCAGCCCACGCCCACUCUCACUCACACCCCCACCCAGGGGGGUCCUGUGACAUGGGCGGCGGCGGUGAGUGCCCUCAGAACCACGGGCCUGGAGGAAGUGGGGUGGAAUGUCCCAAAUGCGACACCGUCCUGGGCUCCUCGCGGUCCCUGGGCGGACACAUGACCAUGAUGCACUCGCGCAACUCGUGCAAGACACUCAAGUGUCCCAAGUGCAACUGGCAUUACAAGUACCAGCAGACCCUGGAGGCCCACAUGAAGGAGAAGCACCCAGACUCCGGUGGCUCCUGUGUGUACUGCAGCAGUGGCCAGAGCCACCCGCGUCUGGCCCGAGGAGAGAGCUACACCUGCGGAUACAAGCCCUUCCGCUGCGAGGUCAGUACUUCAACCUAGUCAGUUGAAGAUCCAACCUAGUCAGUUGAAGUACUGACCUCAGCCUAAUGACUAGUAUACUGACAGGUGGUAGGACUUUGAAUAGAACUUUAGCACAAUGUGAAAUAUGUUGACAUGUUGACUGACAUGACAUAUCAAUCAACAUGUCAUGAUAUGAUUUAUAUUUCAUGGACCAUAGGUUAGAGGCAACAAAGAUUUCCACUUUACAACAUGAGCAAAAAUGAACAUCUUCUCUCUAUUUUCUAGGUGUGUAACUACUCGACCACCACCAAGGGCAACCUGAGCAUCCACAUGCAGUCGGACAAGCACCUGAACAACAUGCAGACCCUGCAGAACGGGGGCUCCAUCCCCUCUGCUGAGCAGCAGGUGUUUGGCCAGCACCCUGGAGGGGUAGGAGUGGUGACCGUGCCCUCUGUGACCCAGGCCAGCACCCACCACCCGCCCCACCACCACCACCACCCCACCCAGUCCUCCACCCACAUGGCGGGGCCCUGCGGUUCCCCCUCGCCCACCAAGCCAAAAAGCAAGCCCACGUGGCGCUGCGAGGUGUGCGACUAUGAAACCAACGUGGCGCGGAACCUGCGCAUCCACAUGACCAGCGAGAAGCACAUGCACAACAUGAUGCUGCUGCAGCAGAACGUGACCCAGAUGCAGCAUGGUCGGCUGGGCCUGGGGGCCAUGCCCUCUCCCUCCGAGGCUGAGCUCUACCAGUACUACCUGACCCAGAACAUGAGCCUGCCCCCUGGCCUCAAGAUGGACCCGGCUGGAGCUGAGGCCCAGUUCCUACUGGGAGGCUUCCACCUGGACCCCAACAUGGCCGCCCUGGCCCCCCAACUAGGUGAGCUCCCUCAGUCCGCCUCUGCAACAGUGGAGCAGUGGGAGCCAUUCUGGCUCUUCCCUCAGUACUGCCUAAGGUCACCACAGAGAAAGCAGACUGCAGUUCAGUACGAGUUCACAAGGGGUGGGAUCGCUCUCACUGCUGCCAGCUGUUUAUUUUUAAACAUGAAACACACAGUUAUAAACAGUAUUCAGCUUUGAUUUAAAAAAAAUAAAUGCUUCACUUUUUAACCCAUUUAGACAUAGGCUAAUUGUGUUCAUUUAUUUACUGAAUGUGUGUAGCGUGGCCAGUAAAUGAAUGCAUAAAUGGUAAGUAGUUUUAUAUUUAUAUUCAAUGAUUUAUAGUUUUAGUGAUGAAUAUAGAAUAUAAAAAAUCCCCAUGAGAAACAGCAGAGCAGCCUUUUCUCUGAACCAACAUGCAGGCAAAGGGUUAACCAGGGAACACAUUAGCCCUCCCUUCCUCACUCUCACACACACUGUAUACACACAAUCCUAUCUUUCAUGUUGGCAGCUCUCUCUUUCUUUCUGUUUCUGUUGCCCUGAGGUACACCUGCCCUACUGAACUUAACAUCAUUCGCCCUCUUUCCAAGCAAAGAGCACUAUUGAGAGAAAAGGGAGAAGGUGAAAUAACGGCAAUGUAUAAAACAGAAGAUUUCUAGAGGGGGGACCUAACCCACAACAAUCCCCCAUUUCUAUCUUAGUGUAAAAGACGACUUGUUAGUUGUUAUAUGACAGUUUCUCUCUCACCAAUGUGCCAGGGCCCAUGACUUCCAUGCCAUGUUUUGUCUAGUUGGAGCUGAAUCGAUAUCGUCCCAGUAAAAGAGAGCAUACUCUCCAGACAGUGGCCUUGGUAUUAGGACAGUGUUUCACUCCAGCUCGGCUGAGAAGAGUGGACCUUUAGACCCAAGGCUAGUGGAGGUAUUGGUGGAGCUUGAGUUAGGUACUUUUUGUGUUGAUUUUAGAGAAAGCUGAACCUGUUACAGGUGGGUUAAACAACUACCCUAGCCAUUAGAGUUAUGAGGGCUUUUUUGUCUGCAUCAGAUAUUAAUCGGCGUAGGUAAAACUUCUCUGAAAGCUCCUAUAUGGCCUCAAAUAUGCUUGCCAAACCCACACAUCCACAUCCACACUUCUCUUCAUAACACACGCAGGAGUUUAGUUUACAUUUCCAGUCAAUGUCACUCUAUCUGGGUCACACUGACUGGGAAAGUCCCCCUGUGAUACCUUGUUUUCCUCACAAUAGACGGUGUGAGAGAGGGAGGGAGAGAUAGAGAGAGAGAGCAAGCGAGCAGCUCAGUGAUCCUUCCUCUUGUUCGCCCAUGUGCUCCAGGCCUCCACUCCUCUGAACAUCAGCGUUUUCAUGUCAUUAUUUCCAAACUGCCACUGAACUCCGCCACUGGAGCUCUCUUUUUUCCCCCAACGUUGUAAUUGCAGCAAUAAAUUGUAUCUUGGUCAAAGAAGGGAGGAGUAGAGGGCCCAGCAUGGGUAAUUCAGUGGAAUAGCUGAGUGUUUGGCGUGCCAGUUACAACCCCACAGUUUGUACAGACUUGUCUCCAACUGUCGCCGGUUCAAAGACACGAACAAGAAUUGAUUGCUGUGACUAAUUUUCUAUCCCCUCUCUUGCCAUCUGGUUCAUUUUCCUGUGAGGGAACGUUUAAUAAGUAUGUUACAGGGAGGAAUGACGAGGCAUCACUCUCAGCCCUAAAACGACCACGGUGUCAUCCCCAGCCACACACAUUUUGAUUGACUGUACACACUGAUACACUCCAUCACACACAUACAACUCUGCCAUCAUAACUCUGCCUGUGCAGCUCAAGGACAGAGAGUAUCCGUCUGUACCUCCCUCCCUUUUCUCCUCUUUUCCACUGUGUAUUUGGGACUUUUGAGGACAUUGUCAGACAGAAAGGGAGAUGACAAAUCCUGACCUCACAUGAUCUCACCCUCUUGGUAAUCCUUAUCCCCAGGACUGAGCUGCUGCAGAUACAGAGCGAGGGGGGAGAGAACGAGGGGGAGAGAGGGAGGGGGAGUGCAUUUGGGCCUUAGCUAUUGUGUGCUCUACUUUGUUGGCCAAUAUACUGCCUGAAUGCUGCAGCAUCUAGGUAGAGCUCUCUGAAAAUCCAGCAAAGCCAGUCCACCACUAAUCUUUUGGAAGUUCCACCAAGCCCUGUAGAGACCAAGCCCUGUAGAGACCAAGCCCUGUAGAGAGUUCUAAUAUAGUUAUAGCCUGGACUUGGACUCUGCUCAUGUCAAAGAAUAGAGUUUCCAAGAUUUCCCAAUGAUGUGUAUUUAUCUAUAUAAUAAUAAAUAUAAUAUGCCAUUUAGCAGACGCUUUUAUCCAAAGCGACUUACAGUCGUGCGUGCAUACAUUUUUGUGCAUGGGUGGUCCCGGGGAUCGAACCCACUACCUUGGCGUUACAAGCGCCGUGCUCUACCAGCUGAGCUACAAGCCUUUUAAUGUUAUUUGAAAGUGAAAAUAUUUCCACAGCGUCCUGCCUCCCUUUCCCUAAACAUUGAUACGGACUGACAACGUCUCAGUCAAAAUAUUAUAGGUUAUAUUUAACAGAGGCCUGCUUACAUCUAAAACACAUGUAGGGACCGCAGACUGAACCUAUUCUCACACAGCCAUGAAGGCAGAGGUAAUCACUGUGUCUGUGUCGGACCAUGGAGUCUACAUUGGAAAAGAAUGGGAGAGCCACACAGGAAUGAGAGAAUAAAGAUGAGGAAAGGAGAGAAAGAGAUAGAGAUAGGGGUAGUAACUAGUGAGGGGACUGAAAGAGAGAAGGGGGGCCCUGGCUGGAGAGGUGGAUCUGUGAGUGAUUUCAGAGGGCUUCACAGAGGUCUCCCUCUCCCGGCUAUAAAAACUCAGGUAAUGGAGAAAAGUCAGAGAGCAGGCUGCAUACUGCAGCAAUAAAUAAAAAGGGGCUGCUGGAAUUAAUUUAGUGUAAAGCCAGGCGGGGUCAGCCAGUGCGCUCAGUCUGGGCAGUGAUAGAUUAAAGAUCAGCAAGCAAAAACUCCCCAGCCACUCUUACCUCAUUUUUACCGCCUUUUGUUUUUUCCCUCCUCCUCUUCCUCCUCCUCCUCCUCCUCCUCCUCAGACUGUAGAUAUGGUUGUUUCUGUUGUUGGAUCUGGAUGUGUGCGUUGUUUUUUUACUUCCCCCCUCCUUCGCUCAGUACCGAGUAGGAUUAAUCUGGUAGGUGUCUGUAUCGAUUUAGCAGCUAUGCGGAGUCGAAAGAGGCAGGAGAAUCCAAACAGAAAAAUUAUUUUAUUUUAUUAUUAUUUUGUGAACAAGGGCACUGGAUUUGAUUUACAGUAAUGUAUGCUUGGGAACUCUUUAGUUCUCUUGUAAUGAUAGAAUAACUUUAUUUUUCUGCGGAGCUCACGGCCUCUGGAGUUGAUUUAGUGCCGGGCCGUGAAAGUGCACCAGUCCAAACAGGACUACGUGUAAAUCCUUACUCUGGCGGUGCAACGUUUCUGCUCCCUGUGAAAAAGUCCAGGCUUUCUUUCUCUCGGCUCAAAGGAAGGAUAAUCUUGAUUUAAUAAAAUUAGGUACAUAAAUACACACAUGCACAUUAUCCUCAGAGGGGUAUUGGAACUAGAGAGCAAAUCCACUUUGACUGCAGAGACAAACAUGGCUCUUUGUUGAAAGUUUAACCGUACACCUUUCACUUUUCCUAGGACAUUUUCCAUGCUGAGGGAGGCUCAAAGAACUGAGAGCCCCUUUGGAAAACCCCAUGCCUCCACCCCCUCUAAGAAACUUUAAAUAACUCCUUAUGUCCAGAAAAGUACAUGUAACACAAAGUGAAAUAGAUUGAUGGCUAGAUAGGAAUAACCCCUGAAAGCUGUACUUAGAAUUUAGAGCUUCUGAAAUUUGAAAAUAACCAAUUGACCGUGUGCAUGUAACCAACUAAGCACUUUCUCCUCUCCCUCUCUCUCUCUCUCUCUCUCUCUCUCUCUCUCUCUCUCUCUCUCUCUCUCUCUCUCUCUCUCUCUCUCUCCUCUCUCUCCUCUCUCCUCUCCCUCUUCUCUCUCUCUCUCUCUCUCGCAAUUUCUCUCUUCCCUCCUCUCCCUCUUUCUCUCUCCAUCCCUGGUGCUCAGUAGGUGGGGAGAUCCCCAUGGACGUGCGGCUGGGUGGCGUUGGUGGUCAGUUGGUGUCUGAGGAGCUAAUGACCCUGGGGGAGAGCUUGUCUCAGACCAGUGACCCCUCCCUCAAGCUGUUCCAGUGUGCCGUGUGCAACCGCUUCACCACCGACAACCUGGACGUGCUGGGUAUGCACAUGGGUGCUGAGCGCAGCCUGCCCGAGGAGGAGUGGCGUGCCGUGGUAGGCGACUCGCACCAGUGCAAGCUGUGCCGAUACACCACCCAGCUCAAGGCCAACUUCCAGCUGCACUGCAAAACCGACAAGCAUGUGCAGAAGUACCAGCUGGUGGCCCACAUCAAGGAGGGGGGCAAGGGCAACGAGUGGCGCCUGAAAUGCGUAGCCAUCGGCAACCCGGUGCACCUGAAGUGCAACGCCUGCGACUACUACACUAACAGCCUGGAGAAGCUGCGCAUGCACACCAUCAACUCGCGCCACGAGGCCAGCCUCAAGCUGUACAAGGUACGUGCCUCACCCUCCCCUCUCAUCCCUACCUUUCACCCUACCUUUCACCCUACCUUUCACCCUACCUUUCACCCUACCUUUCACCUUUCCUCCCUCUUCUCUUCUUCCUUCCUAACGUUACAUUCCUCCACAGAACUCCACUGCAGAUGCUAGGAUUCUGCUCCACUACUAGCCUCUUCCACCAGUCAUGAAUGAUGGCCCUGUUGUCUAACCCUUCUGUUCACAGCGCCCGUAGAGAAGAGUGGGGGGGCUAGACCAUGGCAGGUGGAGCCGGGUAAGGAGGAUAAGGGGUGAAAUCACUAGGAGAGGGAUGAAGAAGUGUGAGGAGACAGAGGUUUGGUGUUAAUACUCCUCGGAGCGGGAAAGGCAGAAUCGUUCUCGACAGCCGUAUUGAUUUUCGCUGGACUUGGAGCUUCACCUUCUCCUCUAAUCAUUCCAUAAUAGCCAAUGGAUGAACACUCUCUGAACAAAUGGCCAUAAAUCUAACAGGCCUGAUUCCACUUAGGCACCUAUCCUGUAUGUCUGCGGCUAGACUAGGGCCAGUCUGUGUUUAACCCAAUCUGGCAUGGCUACAUAGACGGCUUACACACUCACGCACACACACUAAGACGUAAACAAACACAAACCGUUCACCCAAGCAUUCACACAACCACACAACUGUAGCUCAUCACACUGCUCUGUCCCCAAACACACUGUGCCCUUAUUUACACAAAGACUCCACUCCAUUCUCAAGUGUUAGGCUAUUGGAAAGUAAAUGGGCAAAACAAACUAUACAAAUACAAACUAUAUUUGUUUUAUACGAGUAUAACUCUUAUUUUCUGUCUUUUAGCAGUAUACCUGCUUUUGGCAAAUAGUGUAAUUUAGGACAGGGUGAAAAAUGAGGAAACAUUAUUGUGUUUUUUAAUCACAGUAAAAAGCUAGGCUAGAAUAGACCAAUUGAAAACUCACUCCAAAAGCCUGUCUCCUGGCUGUAUUGAAAGCGACCUGCUUUAUGAAUGGUUCCUGGGAUCCGCUGAUGUUUUUAUUGCAGGUUUCCUGUCUGCAAGGCCUUUGUAGUGAGAGAACCUACAGUAACGGAGAUAAAUGUUUUUUUAACACUUAGGGGGAGGUGUGAGGCUCUGCUCCCAGGUCGACCAUUAGGAGGGCCGGAGGGAGCAGGCCUUGUUGACGCUCGGUCAGGGUAGGGUAGGGGCCCGGCCGCCAUCCCAGCAGCAUCUGGGACUGGAGAGAGACAGAGAGCAGGGUUAUAGUGGAGCAGGACUGGAGCAGUGUCUCCACUGCUCAUGCCCAGACACGUAG
Messenger RNA from Coregonus sp. 'balchen', 9214 nucleotides. The record is from the annotation of a GenBank genome assembly. Lineage: Eukaryota; Metazoa; Chordata; Actinopteri; Salmoniformes; Salmonidae.